Molecule: messenger RNA, 1484 nt
Organism: Poeciliopsis prolifica (blackstripe livebearer)
Lineage: Eukaryota; Metazoa; Chordata; Actinopteri; Cyprinodontiformes; Poeciliidae
Gene: aarsd1
Product: alanyl-tRNA synthetase domain containing 1
Exons: 12
Coding region: 87-1364 (425 amino acids)
Biological process (GO): tRNA aminoacylation; regulation of translational fidelity
Molecular function (GO): ATP binding; Ser-tRNA(Ala) deacylase activity; aminoacyl-tRNA ligase activity
Source: RefSeq, a predicted model, not a curated record
CGUGCUUCUGUGACAUCUGUUCGCUGGAUGUUCAAACGAGUCUGCACCACUUUUAGACUCAGCUUUCGCCUCUUAAACAGCCCAGAAUGGCUUUCCAGUGUCAGAGAGACUGUUAUAUGAAAGAGUUUGUCACCUCUGUGGUGUCCUGCUGUCCUGCGGAACUGAAACACGAAGUGAAUGGAAAGAAAGAAACCCUUAAAGGUUUUAAUGUCCUGCUCCAAGAUACAAUCUUAUUCCCUGAGGGAGGAGGACAAGUAAGCGUGGUCAUCAUUAAGCUUGCUCCACCACUGCAACCAGACGACCACGGUCUGAUUGGAGAGGUUCCAGUUUUAAGGGUGACCAGGCAGGGACCGGAUGCUGUCCACUUCGUGACCUCACCUGUGGAGGUGGGUCAGGAGCUGCGUGUGACGGUAAACUGGGAGAGGAGGUUUGAUCACAUGCAGCAACACUCAGGCCAGCAUUUAAUCACAGCACUGGCAGACGCAAUGUUUGGAUACAAGACCACUUCCUGGGACUUGGGCCGUCACAGAAGCACAAUCGAACUGGACACUCCAUCAGUUAAAGCUGCACAGCUUCAGGAACUGGAAGAAGCUGUGAAUGAAAAGAUUCGAGCUGGGAUUCCCGUCAGUGUUCAACUCCUUGAUUUAAGCGACCCUGCUGUGGAGAAAGUGAGAAGUCGGGGGCUGCCAGACGACCACGCAGGGCCUAUUCGAAUCAUCGACAUGGAGGGCAUUGAUGCCAACAUGUGCUGUGGAACCCAUGUGUCCAACCUCAGCCACUUACAGGUCAUAAAGCUGCUGGGAACAGAGAAAGGAAAGAAAAACAAAACCAACCUCAUCUUCCUUACAGGGAAUAGAGUCCUGAAGUACGCGGAGAAGAGCUACAGCACAGAGCGAGCGCUGGUCUCUCUCCUGAAGACGGGUCCAGACGAGCACGUCGAGGCCGUGGAGAAGAUCCAGAAGUCUUUCAAGAUGCUACAGAAGAGCAACCUGAGUCUGCUGCGGGACAUGGCCGUCCUUAUUGCUCGGGACUUUAAGAACAACCCUCAGAGAGGAAACUUCUUCAGCUUUCACAAAAAAGAAGGUGACAAUGAGUUCAUGAACAUCAUCGCCAAUGAAAUAAACACAGAGGAAACUCUGGUUUUCCUCACUGUUGGAGAAGAAAAGGGAGCCGGAUUGUUUCUCCUCGCUGGACCCAGUGGAGAAGUCACCGAAUUAGGCCCACAGAUUUUGGAGUUGCUCCAGGGAAAAGGGGCGGGGAAGAGCGGGCGUUUCCAAGGCAAAGCCAACAGCCUGGCACGCAGAGAGGAGGUGGAGGCUUUCCUGAGGCAGCGCUGCAAACGGCACAACACAGAGGAAGAGUAAUGCCUGCAGCAGAGAGCGCCCCCUGGAGGGAACCGCAGCUCCGCUACGACCUUAAACCCCAGAAAAAGAUGUUUACAGAACGUUAAAAUAAAGUCACAUUAUUGCAGUGGCAUACUUAGA